UGGGACCACAGAGGACAUGAGCGCACAGCUUUUAGUCUUUGCGCUCCUGGUCUGCCAAUUAUUCAGCACAAUUAGAUGCCGUAAAUGUGUCAGAAAUUGGGAUAAUGAUGGAAAAAACAGAUGCAUAUGAUCCGUACCGGCGACCAGCACGGAGAACACAAUGGAUAGUAAGCACUUUGGCGUACCACUAUGGUUUGGAUCGUGGAGUGGAGAAUGAAAUUAUUGUCCUGGCUACAGGGCUAGAUCAAUAUUUGCAAGAGAUCUUCCAUCAUAUGGAUUGUCAGGGGGAUGGCAAAAUUCCUGUCGAGGAUUUUAACGUGUUAUGUGAGAUUUUGGGACUAAGCAAAGAGACAGACUUGGAAGAGUGUGCUGGAUUAUUGGAUAAUCUCCCUAAAGAGUUGACUUUCAGACAGUUUCAUGCCAAACUCUGUGGAUAUUUCAGUACUAAAGCUGGCUGCCAUUACGAGAAUGGACGUUUGUUGGUCGGUAAGGAGAGUGAACACAUCGAGACGCAAAUCCGUCUCCGGAGUCCCUUGCGGCGGAGAGAGAGGUCGCUCUCCGCGAGCAUCAGUGGGAGAGGGAGCAGAGGUUCGUCGCCCGCUUCGAACCGACGCCCCUCCGCGUGCAAGCAGGGCUCUUGUACAAGGGAAUGCUACGAAGAAAUUGUGGCACUGGAAGAAGCAGAGGACAGGGUAGCUAAACUUGAGGAAGAAAACGCAAGUUUGAGAGAGUUAGUUGAGGACAUGCGCGCUGCUCUGCAAAGUAGUGAUGCUCGGUCACUGGCUCUACAGGUUGGUCUGUGGAAGAGCCACGCCAAACACAAGCCCGAGUCAGGCUGUUUCAUCGCCCACCAGAAGUUGGUCGCCCAGAAGAGCACCAGCAGCAGCAGCACCAACCCCUCACCAAAAAGCCUCCAGAGCUUCCUGCGCGAGAUGGACAUGAUCCGGAACUCGCGGGACGCGCAGGUGGAGGAGGCCAUGCUCUUUAACCGGAAGCUGGAGCAGGAGCUGUCACGCUCCCGGGACGCCGUCUCCCUGCUGGAGGACUGCAACCGGACGCUGAAGCGGGAGCAGCAGGGGAUGCGGAAGAAGGUGGAGGAGGCCCGGCAGGCGGUCAUCAGCGGCCUGGGAAAGGUCAAGGACCUGGAGGCCAAGGCCAGACACGUGCCGGUGCUGCAGCAACACAUCCAGCAGCUGGAGAUGGAGCUGCUGUACUACAGGUCGGAGGUGUCCAAAGUGACGGUGCCUUUCAGCAGUGCUAUGGACCUGCAGUACCGGGAGGACAGGAGGUGCUGUCUGGACGCCCGCCAGACGCGCCACUCCCCCACGGGCCACGCAGAGACAUCUCCUGACAACAUGGAGGAGCAGCUGUUCCGCUCCGUGGAGGGCCAGGCGGCGUCGGACGAGGAGGAGGACAGGUGGACGGGGGAGCAGCAGAAGCAGGUGGACGAGGUCAAGAGGAUCCUCACCAGGCUGUCCUGCUGCGGGGACAGGUGUGAUGAGAAAGCGGUGAAGCGGCUGCUGUCCCACUUCGGGGGCUCGCGGAGCGAGGAGAGCCAGAGCGCCGUGCUGGAGCUGCUGGAGCGCGUCACCCGCCUCAACAAGCAGCUGGAGCUCCGCGAGAGCCAGGCCAGGAGGAGCGACCUGGACAUGGACCAGGUGAAGGACGCUCUGGUGCAGGAGCUGCAGCAGAAGGCGGAGGAGACGGAGCUGCUGCACAUGGAGCUGCAGAUGCUGGAGACGGAGAGGGUGCGGCUCUCGCUGGUGGAGGACAAGCUGGUGGACGUGCUGCAGUUGCUUCAGCAGCUGCGGGACCUGAAUGUCUCCAGGAGGUCUCUGGGAAAGAUUCUUCUGAGCACGUUGGAAUCCUGCAGCGACCCUCAACACGGGAAGGCUCACAUCCUGGAGGUACUUAAUGCCCUGUAUCAUGAACUGGCGGCGUGUGAGAUUCUAUCCAGCAGCGUGGCUCUGGAGCGGACUCAGAGCCACCAGUCGCUCACAAACGCCCUCCUCAUCUCCUGCUGAUCAGCACUGCCACCUAGUGGAGGAGGGUAUGGACUACAGGAGGUGCUGAAAUACCUUGGUCUGCUUUGCCCCCAGACACAAAUUGCCAGUCAGUUUUAAAAGUGGCGAAAACAGAGACAUGUUUGUCUGUGAAACAGAAAGAAUGUUUUCAUUAUCAGCAAAACAAGUGGCAUUUAAGGGCAUUUCAGAUAUUGAGGGGAAAUUUCCGUCUGUGUGUAAAUUGUGUUUGACAAGAGACGCUUUCAUAGGUGACUAUAUACUAUUUCACACCUCAAACCUGGACAACUGUCAAAUCUGUGACAGUUUCACUUUUCAUCUUCACACCAAACAAAUUUUCAAUAAAAGAUACCUGUGGACAAUGAUGCCAGGUCGCACAUUGUAAAUAAGACUGGGCAUACUUAUGUCAUGGUACAUGUUUUUCUAUUUGUUUCAUAUACCAUUUGGUAUUUGGUAUUGGUAAUGUGAUUACUGUGGAAAUAAUAAUUAAAAAAACAGAAUGCAUUGAAAAUUAUGAAGGUACAGGGAAAGACAAUAAGCAUAGCAUUCAACAUAAGCAUUUUUGUGAAGGCGUUGCCGCUGUGAAUUUUUUUUCUUUUUUUUUUUAUUCAUGCAUGCACCUUUCACAUUUAAUAUAUGUUGGCAUAUUUCAGUCUUAUUUGAUAUUAAAGUUUAAUUGUAUACCAUUAUUUCAGUAAGAAUUGUUUUAAAAGAAUAUACUGGUGAUGUUAUUCAGUGUAUAUAUUAUAAACUGUUUAAGUUGGUUUUGGAGGAUGUCUCAAAACUUAAAGACCGAACACUCAGUCAAGAGUAUGGGUUUGGUUCAUUAGUAUCCAUAGCAUGAGAUUUCAGACUGAAUAUGGGCUGGGUGUAGAAAUCCUAAUAUCAGGAUAAUUUCUGAUUUGUUGCCUCCAAACAGACUCAUUUAUUUGAAAAUAAUAAUAAUAAUAAUAAUUGAGACUGAUAUGUACAGCAUAAUGCCAUUAUGAGACAUAACUUGAGGUGUUUUUUAUGUUUUUUUGUUUGUUUGUUUCUUUGUAUUUGUUUGUCAGUCCUACUGUAUGUUUGUUUGUUUUCAUUGUGAAAUAUCUCCAUUCCUCUUGUACUGCAACUCCGUCCUCAUUGAAAUGUGUACAACUGUGUAAUCCAUUAGAUCUGACUAUAUUGCCAGGUGAUUUAGGCACUUGAGGUAGCUAUUUUAUUAUGCAAGCUUAAGAAUACAGUAUUUCUCAAAUGUAAGCUACAAUUUACUGAGGCUCUUUGACAUGGUUAUUUGGCAGAAAAUACAUGCUAAGUAUUGGUGUCAGGGAAACAGACAACUAAGCCAAUAACCAUAUUGAUACUGUGUGUGAACUCUGUGGCGCUUUUUCGCAAAAAGAUUUUGGUAUAUGUUCUGACACAGACUCUCAAACGCACUCGUUUAUUUGGUACAGACCUGUAGGCUACGGUACACAGUGCUAAAUCUAUCUCUGAUGUCUUUUUGCAUUGCUUGCCUACAAAUAGGCUACAUGUUGGACAAAUAUUUGUAAUAUUCAUAACCAAUGAAAAUAUCAUGUGAUGUAAUAUUGAGGAGAUAACACAAAAAUAUACUCAAUGUGUCAUAGCUUGAGAAGUUUUUUUAUGAAAAUGAUUUGACUUUGAUUAAAGGGUCAAGUGUAGCAAUGUUGUAUUUUCACAUGUAGUCAUUCUUUGGAAUGUUUCCCUAAGGAUGGAAGUAAA
Molecule: messenger RNA, 3740 nt
Organism: Sardina pilchardus (European sardine)
Lineage: Eukaryota; Metazoa; Chordata; Actinopteri; Clupeiformes; Clupeidae
Gene: efcc1
Product: EF-hand and coiled-coil domain containing 1
Exons: 8
Coding region: 105-2024 (639 amino acids)
Molecular function (GO): calcium ion binding
Source: RefSeq, a predicted model, not a curated record